UAAGCUGACCGCCCAGCGCUCACUGCACAUCUUCCCUCAGAUCUCUCGACACACCACCAGAUCCGAACCACAAAUCCGCGCGUCGGCAAUGGCGGUGCGCGCGAGCCUCGCCUGCUUCCCCUCCGAGUCCGCGCUCCACGACACCUGCGGCAUGCCGUGGGGCGUCGCCGUCACACCCUUCUCCGCCGCCGACGAGCGCGGGUCCCCGCCGGCCACCGGCGACGAGGGUCACCUCCUCCCGCGCUGCGAGUCCUGCUUCGCCUACUUCACCAUCCUCUGCCCGCUCAGCCGCUGGUCGUGGACCUGCGCCAUCUGCUCCGCCGAGAACGACCUCCCCGCCGACGCCGCCGCGCGCUACGCCCGCGACGGCGGGCACGACCCGCCCGAGAUGCGCUCCGCGUUCGUAGACCUCCUCGUUCCAGGGGAGGAGGGCGACGUGGCGGCGACGACGCCGGUGUACGUGGCUGCUAUCGACUUGUCCUCUUCAGAGGAGUUUUUGGAGCUAGUCAAAAGUGCUCUUCUAGCAGCUCUUGAAGCUCUUUCGCCAGGAUCAUUAUUUGGACUUUUGACAUUUAGCAGCAAGAUUGGAUUAUAUGAUGUUCAAGGUCCAAUUCCUAUUGUGAAGAAUGUUUUUAUCCCUCCUGAUUCUGAUGGUGCCUUACAUGCCAACCUUGAAGAUGUCAUGCCACUUUGUUCAUUUUUGGCUCCUAUUGAUAGCUGCAAAGAUUGCAUUGCUGAAGCACUUGAAACAAUUAAACCGAUGUCUUCCUGGGAAGUAGCAGCAAACACAUCAGAAGAACAUGAUCAUGUAUUACAUCAGACCACCCGUGGCUUUGGUGUAGCAUUGGAUGCUCUUGUCAACUACCUAAGUUUAGAGUAUGGAAAUGCAUUCGAGCUUGCUAGGAUAUUUGCAUUUUUAUCCGGUCCACCGAAUUAUGGGGCUGGUCAACUAGAUACAACAAGCUAUGUGGACCGCAAUGCUGGUAAAUCUGGGGAUGCUGAUCAUAUAUUGCUUCAAGAGCAGACAAGUUUCUACAAAAAUCUGGCUACUAGUGCUGUUCAAGCAGGUGUCUGCGUGGACCUUUUUGCAAUUACAAAUGAAUACACUGAUCUUACAUCCCUGAAAGUUCUGAGUGUUGAGAGUGGUGGAUCAUUGUUUCUGUAUUCAAGUACAGAUGAAUCAACACUUCCACAAGAUAUAUACAAAAUGUUGAGCUGUCCAUACGCUUUUGGAUGUGUGAUGCGAUUGAGAACAUCGUCACAGUUCAAGAUUGCUAAUUCUUACGGCCAUUUCUUCUCAGAUCCUCAAUACAUGCAUGUUCAGCACAUAAAUUGUUGUGAUUCUUUUGCUACAUACAGUUAUGACUUUGAGUUUGAAAAGGAUUCUCGUUUUUCCAGUAAGUCGAGCCAUCCUAUUCUUCAAAUUGCAUUCAAGUACACAGUGCUUGUGCACCAUGGUGAUACAUCAGAUGUCUCAAAUUCUGGUAGCAGAUCUAAAUACUCAUUGCAAAGGAGGCUAAGAGUCCGGACUAUCCAGUACAACACAACUGCUAAUAUCUGGGACCUUUACGAUUUUGUUGAUCCAGAUGUUGUUUUGACAAUACUGGUACACCAGGUUAUUUUGGCUUCUUUAAGUGAUGAGCUAGAAGCAAGGCUGUUGCUCCAAGACUGGUUGGUGGUUGCCAUUGCUCAGUACAACAAGGCAUACAAGAACGUUAGAUCUGGAGGUGGUACUGAAAUUUAUGAUAUUGAUGUUGAUUUCACACACUGCUCACAACUGCAGCCUCUGUCACGGUUUGUAUAUGCUAUUCUAUUAAGCCCCCUGCUUCAAGUCAACAGUGAAGGUAUUCAUCCAGACUAUCGGACAUAUUUGCAAUGCCUCUUCAGUGCACUGGAGCCAGCUUCUCUUCGGCAGGCUAUUUGGCCUACCCUGAUUUCAUACUCCUCCCUUGAUGUAGAAGCAGAAGUGCAUCAAUCGCUAAGUCGUACUGUAUUUACCAGUGAGAGCCCAAUAUUUCUUCUUGACGCAUAUAUUGAUCUUCUGGUGUAUUACUCGCCUACUGCUGGUGCCACAAUCCCUUUUCCUCCUCCACGUGAUUGUCUACUAAGAUCAACAAUCGAUAGAUUAAAGCAAGAAAGGAAUAUAACACCCAAACUCAUUUUGAUUCAUGGAGCACAUGAUGACACUACAGCAUUGGAGAAAUACCUUAUUGAGGAUCAGAUCCUGGAUGCUUCCCAGUUAGCAAGCUCCACAGGUUUCAGUUCAUACCUUGACGAGGUUAGAAGCAAAGUAGCAGAGCAUGGCAUAUAAGGAUUCGUCUCACCUAUCUCAUGAAUGCAGUGUUUGUGAAUGCCGUUUGCCAGUUUUUACUGGAAAGCCAGGUGAAUUCUGGAUUUCCUGAACUAGGAUGCGCUACAAUGUCACAUGAACUGAUUGCAAGUGUGGAUUCUUGAGUAUGGUUGGAUUGUACUUAAGACUGGCAUUUCUAAUACUCAUUCGCUACAUGUUUGUACAUCGCUUCGAACACAUUUUCAUGACAUUUUCAGCGUUCACCAUUGUAAUGUACUGAUUUUUUUUCUCGGACAAUGCUACUUUCUAUUACUUUGUUCCUGUCGCUACCUCUGUUGUUAUGUUUGCUACCUGAUUCGGAGUUUC
Messenger RNA from Phragmites australis (common reed), 2656 nucleotides. RefSeq names its product protein transport protein SEC23 D-like. The transcript is spliced from 14 exons. The coding region runs from base 89 to 2311 and encodes 740 amino acids. Gene Ontology annotation, biological process: COPII-coated vesicle cargo loading; intracellular protein transport; endoplasmic reticulum to Golgi vesicle-mediated transport. The record is from RefSeq and is a predicted model, not a curated record. Gene Ontology annotation, cellular component: endoplasmic reticulum exit site; COPII vesicle coat. NCBI's taxonomy places the organism in Eukaryota, Viridiplantae, Streptophyta, Magnoliopsida, Poales, Poaceae. Gene Ontology annotation, molecular function: SNARE binding; zinc ion binding.